Dermacentor silvarum is the source of this 657-nucleotide messenger RNA. RefSeq lists its product as uncharacterized. The transcript has 5 exons. The record is from RefSeq and is a predicted model, not a curated record. NCBI's taxonomy places the organism in Eukaryota, Metazoa, Arthropoda, Arachnida, Ixodida, Ixodidae. The coding region runs from base 1 to 657 and encodes 218 amino acids.
AUGGACGAGGAACGCGCCCACGGCGUGGUUGAAGGCGAGCGGUACGUGGAGCUAAACAUUCAGCAACCCCAGCACGCGCACUUCCAUCAGCUCCCGUCAACGCCCAUGUCGGUGGUCGAGGAGCAGCGGAAGGAGUGUCGCAGCCUCUCCCACCUGGGGAUCUUCAUGCCACUGUACCUGCUGCCGCUGCUGUUCCUAGGCCCCAAGUAUGGAGGCUGCCUAUAUUGCCUGCUCCUGCCGCUGCUGCUGUGGGCCUUCAACUUGCUGCCCAAGCCUGCCACAGCGCUUGUGCAUCUGGUCACCGUGCCGGUGCUGGGCCUCAUGGAUACAGAAGCGCGUCGCUCAACAAUACCUCGCAGCCGACGUCCUGACCAUGGUCCCGCUGCUAUUCCUGGUGGUGGUGAUGGACCGCUGGAGCGACGUGGUGCUGAGCACGGCGCAGGCAAUGUGCGCGCGCUUCGGCCUGCGUCGGGGACCGCUGUUCGCCGGUGCGUGUGCCUGCUCGUUCGCGUGUUCGUGGGUCUUCUCGAGUGCCGUCGCGUCGGUGGCGCUGCUGUACUUCCUGGACCGCGUGGUGACCACGACGUUCAGGGAGAACAUGGACCUAGCACAGGAAGGUGGCGCCCUCUGGUCACCGUCCCCGCACAGUGCAAAUGA